AUGCAAUGCGGGGGAAAGUUUGAAAAGUCGUACCUCUAAACUUCACCGUCUUCUUUACUUUCUCGCCAACCCAAUGUAUCAGUAGUUUAGAAUCACCAUUUAUCUUUUAUCCUCUUUCUGGACACUUAAACAGCCGCACGUGGCUGUUUUCUCCCUCGAAAAGUUCCGUUUUGUGCACUCCAGGUACGACUACAGGACGCCAUCGUCAAUUUCCAAUAUGGCCGGGAUGAAACCAAGAGCUGGAAGCUACCUCGAAUUAGAAAUCCCACGAAGAAAAAACUCACUGGAUGUAGCUCCUAAUGCUGUACUUUCUCCAGUAGCAGAGUUAACAUUGAAUUUUGAGAACAGCUUAGGAAGGACUCCCAAAAGAAAGCUUUCUUUGUCCUUAAAUGAUCCUUCGACGCCAACCACGGGUUUUCAGAGGUCGCUUUCGACAGUUUCCAACGAGUCAGGUUACUGUCCCGAUUCUCCGCUAGGAUUUUUAUGUGACUCACCUUCGACGGAAAUGCUAAAGGCAAACGCCGAAAAGAAAAAGCAAAGAAGACCUUCAUUCAAGAGGUGGAACUCAUUGCCAGUCAAAACCGAAGAGGAUCCUUAUGCUGAAAACAAAGAGAACAUCGAAUUAAACUUUAAUGCAGUCCAAGAUGCUGAUAAAAAGUCUGCAGGAAGUGUUUUCACCCUGGAAAACAGAGACUUCAAGUUUGCCCGACCAAAGGGUCCAGUUGGUGGAAGGAAAUUAUCAGCUAAUAAUUUACCUGGAAGAUCUCUUUCUGAACCAUCACCUAGGGUGCAGUCACAGGAAUUGCAUAUCCCACCUUCUCCAUCUGAGUGUGAUGGUCAAGAUAGUGAAGGAGACUUUGAUUUCAAAUUAGAUGGUGAUGAUGAUGGAUUUAUUGAUGACUUUGUCCAGGAACAGUCUAAAGAGGAAAAUAGCUUAGAGGUUCCAUCUGGAAUUACAGAACUUGUUAGUGGGCCACUGGUGACUAAAGAUGAGGAGGCUGAUGAUUCAAGGAAGUCCACCAAUGAUACACCAAAGGCUUCAGAAUCUGGUUAUAAACCUAGAGACUUAUUUAAUGCUGGAAGAGACAGGGCUCACUCUGUCGCAUCAGAGAGCCCAACAAAAGAACGAUGCACAAUGAGACAGAAGUCAAAAUCUUUAGCUCUCAAGAGACCAAACCAUCCAAGAGACCCAAGUCCUAAUCUCAAGAAAAGGCUAAGGCAAAGGUGUAUGUCUGUCAUUGAAGGGGGUGUCCAUCCAUCGCGACUUGAUAUGAUCACACCAAGUGAAGGUCAAACCUGCCAAAUGCGGCGCUCGCAGUCUGCAACAUUUGAGCAUGACCUGGGAAACAUGCUGGAUGCAUCAACUAACAAAGACUUAGUUGCAGAUUUUAGUGGGCCAUACACUUUACCGUUGAUACCAGGACAACAUGAAGACUUGAAAUGUUUGUCUCCAGAAACGGUUGCACGUGUCUUAGAUAAUGAAUUUCCUGAAGUGGAGGCUCACAUCAUUGACUGUCGCUACCCUUACGAGUACAAUGGAGGUCACAUUAAGGGUGCGAAAAAUAUUUACAGUAAGGAGGAUAUUUACAGCGAAUUCAUUGAAAAGCCGAAGAGAAGUUUAACGGGAAAGAAAACAGUUUUGAUAUUUCACUGUGAAUUCUCGUCCAAGAGAGGACCAGACAUGUCUCGUUACUUGCGGAAUAGGGACCGUGAUCUUCAUUACCAUGUAUAUCCAAAGUUGUUUUACCCUGAGUUGUACCUCUUAGAAGGCGGCUACAAAGCAUUCUUCGCGAAAUGCAAGGAAUAUUGUGAACCUCAGUUCUACCUGCCAAUGUUAGAUGAGAACCACGCGCAAGACCUGAAGCUGUUCACUAAAAGAUCCAAAUCAGAGGGAAACAUCCUCUCAAAAGGGUUUCGACCGGGACUAGGAUAUAAACGAUAAAUUGCUCGGAUCUUCUUCUUUGCGGAGUGACUCUCUUAAUCAAUCUGUAAUCAAUUCUACGCAGAGCCUUCUAGCCUCUAAAUUGAUUUUGCAAUUCAGAUAACGUCUUUCCUUUGGUUUUAGUGUGUUUUUUCAGGCCGUUAAUUUAUUUAUCAUCCUGGCCCGUGUUGUUGGAAGGUUGGAUAACCCAAUCCACUGGAUAAAUUUCUGCUCAGUGGA
Molecule: messenger RNA, 2161 nt
Organism: Pocillopora damicornis (cauliflower coral)
Lineage: Eukaryota; Metazoa; Cnidaria; Anthozoa; Scleractinia; Pocilloporidae
Product: M-phase inducer phosphatase 1
Biological process (GO): protein dephosphorylation; positive regulation of G2/MI transition of meiotic cell cycle; G2/M transition of mitotic cell cycle
Cellular component (GO): cytoplasm; nucleus
Molecular function (GO): protein tyrosine phosphatase activity
Source: RefSeq, a predicted model, not a curated record